UCUCUCACCAUUGGCGCACGGCAGUCUCGCGGGUCCAGUUGGCGGGCUAAGUCGCUCCACUCGAAAAACGCGGGAAAAAUCAGUGCAGUGACCUUUAAUUAAAAAUAAUUUUGUGGUACAAAAUAUAUAAUUUAAAACAAUAAAUAUGUCGCCCAAAGGAGAAGAAUGCGAUAACGAAGCCCUAAAAACGGAAGAAGCUGAGGGCGAGGGCAAAGAGAGCGGGGCGCUCGAAGCCAAGAUGUCUCUGCUGAACGGCAUCACGGUUAUCGUGGGCUCCAUCAUCGGCAGCGGCAUCUUCGUGUCUCCAACCGGCGUGCUCAAGUACACUGGAUCCGUGAACGCUAGCUUGCUAGUUUGGGUCGCCUCUGGGGUCUUCAGUAUGAUAGGCGCAUAUUGUUAUGCAGAACUUGGCACGAUGAUCCGUCUGAGUGGCGCUGACUACGCGUAUAUCAUGGAGACCUUCGGUCCCUUCGCUGCCUUCAUCAGACUCUGGAUUGAGUGUAUGAUCGUCAGGCCUUGCUCGCAGGCUAUCGUGGCUCUGACGUUCAGUGUGUACGUCCUGAAGCCUUUGUUCCCGGAGUGCGAUCCUCCUGAAGAUGCGACUCGUUUGCUGGCUGCCUGCUGUAUAUUGCUGUUAACUUUCGUGAACUGCUGGUCCGUCCGCGCGGCCACCAUGGUGCAGGACUGGUUCACGUACGCCAAGUUGCUCGCCCUGUUCAUUAUCAUAGCUGCGGGUAUCUACCAGUUAAGCAGAGGUAAAGUGGAGCACUUCACGUUCGAAGGGACCACGAGUGAUGUGACGUCUAUAGCUCUCUCCUUCUACUCUGGACUGUUUGCAUACAACGGAUGGAACUACUUGAACUUCAUCAUCGAGGAGCUGAAGGACCCCGUGAAGAACCUGCCAAGAGCGAUCGCGAUCUCCUGCACCCUAGUCACCGUGGUGUAUACUUUCACGAACGUCGCAUUUUACACCACUCUGUCUCCCACUGAGGUGUUGGGAUCAGCAGCGGUGGCCGUAACGUUCGCCGAGCGCCUGUUCGGUUGGUUUGCGCUCUCCAUCCCGCUGUUCGUGGCCGCCUCCACGUUCGGGGCCGUCAACGGCGUGCUGCUUACUUCUUCCAGGCUGUUCUACGCGGGCGCGGCGCAGGGCCAGCUGCCGGCGAUGCUGACGAUGGUGACGCCGCGCGCGACGCCCGCGCCCGCGGUGCUGGCCGUGGCGCUGCUGUCGCUGCUCUACCUCACCGUGUCCGACAUCUACGCGCUCAUCAACUACGUGGGUUUUGCUACUUGGUUAAGUAUCGGAGCAGCAGUAGUGUGCCUCCCCGUGCUUCGGUAUACACAGCCCAACCUUGAGAGGCCCAUCAAGGUCAAUCUCUUCUUCCCAGCGAUCUACAUAAUCUGCACGAUCCUGGUGGUGGCGGUGCCGGCCGUGGCGUCGCCCGCCGAGACCGGCGUCGGCUGCCUCAUGAUCCUCACCGCCGUGCCCGUCUACCUCGUGCUGCUGCAGCCCCGGACCAGGAUACGAGGGCUCGACAGCAUUACCAAUGUUGCCACACAUUUAGUCCAAAAAUUAACGAUGGCGGUACGACCAAAAAUGAAGUAAUCGAAGCUGGCCUAAUUUGGACUCAACAUAUCGGACCGCGACUCUACACAUUAAUAUAUGUAUUAUGAUUGUUUAUAAUAAUGUAUACAAUUACUAAUUGUCUGUAAUUAAUGGGCAUUUAAGAGGCUGAAUGCGUAAAUAAAACAUGUUUAUUUUAACAUUUAUGUGUGUGUGUAUAAGGAUACAUACUGGCUUCAUUUAACAGUUUUAUAUUAUUUUCUAGGUUAUUAAAAACAUAAUAUUAACAGUUGUUUUAUAUUAUUUUCUAGAUUAACAUAAUAUUAUUAUGUUUAUAACACCAAAGAAAAGACACUCAAUAUGAUUAUCUAUGAUUGAGAAAUACUAUGUAAAACAAAAUUUGACCAAACGCAAAGCAACGUGUUCUGAAAUGAUUAUAGGAAAGUAAUGUAAUUAUCUGUAGCUGAAGAAUAAUUAUAUCUAUUGAUUCGCGUUUUUAAACCAAUAAAAGUGGUAUGAUUUAAUACAAAAUGUGGGCCCAUUGUGUUUGUUUUGAAAAAGAAUAUUUGUAACACGUUGGGCGCCAGUUUUAAGAAAACAUUGAAACGUAGAUUUGUAACAGGUUAUUAAAAUGAUUAAAAUAAUAUUAAUAAUGUUGUUGACUGUUGUUGUCUAUGUAUUCGUAAGCUAAAAACGAAUAUUCAAUGUAACAUUAUUGCUUUCAAAUAUAGAAUUAUAGUAAAAAAAAUGGAAAUCAAACAUGUGUUAACGAAAGUAGGGACAUAGCAGUGUUGUAUUUUAUAUUUUUAGUUUUAAACAUGUAUGUAUAGGAUGUUGACUAAAAUCAAUCUUAAUAAUUGGGAAAACAAUGAUUGUUUCGGUUUUAACUUCAUUUUAUACUCUUCUAACAUAGCCGGAAGGCAUGACAUUAAAUUGUGAUUUUAUAUUUACGUACAUUUAUCUAAAAAACCAUACUUUUAGACAUGUUUGAUACGUUGUGUAUUUAAACGGGGAAGUCCCGUUUUGAUGUAUUGCAUUUAAGUCUAGUUUAGGUUUAAUUUUAAUCUGAAACGUGUGACUGUUCGCUAAUCGCUAGUUAUAUUCGUAACUCGUAAGAUUUAGCUCAAAGCAUGUAUUUAUUUAUACGAAUUUUAUAUGUCUAGUCUAAGCUAAUUAUAAACGACAUGCUUUUACACAUAAUUAUAUCUACAUUUUUUUUCUCACUUUUGUUUCUGAAUCUCAUAUCGAAUAAAAAAUCUAUACAAUUUUUUUUAUUAACUUUUUAUAUAAAUUUGAAUUCAAAUGUAGGUAUUGAAAUAAAUCCAAUGAUGACAAUACGUGACAUGAUCAUGUACUUUUUAUAUAUAGGUACCUAUAUAAAGUUAUGUAUAUUGCGGGUAUACACAAUGCCUAUAAUGCAGUGUGAAAAUAAAUUGAAUUACAGUUAGUAGAAUAAUGUAAAUGAAUAACCAAACGGAUAUUACCAUUUUCUUUCUGUUUAUAAUAAAUUGUCAUUUUAAUUUUUAAAGUGUAUUAUAAUUAAAAUAUAAACUUAUUGAAUAAAUUCAUUCAUAUGCUUAGUCCCAGAAAAAAAUUACAUAAUUUUAUAUUAAUCUACAGUCUCUCCAAAAAGUGAAGAAAACGGAUUUUUGACAAACUAUAUUGCAAUACCAAAUUAUUGAUUGAUUGAUAAACACCCAGUGUUGCCAACAGUCAACGCCUUCAUUUUAUUUCUUCGCUUUUUGGAUAGACUGUAAAUGUUUCGUGUUUACGUGUUUCUUUAACUCAUGAUUAUUCUGGUCUAGAUAUUAGAAACCUUAGACUUUUUACUCCGUAACUUUUGUGUAAUUUAUAUUUUUUUAUGGAUGACGUCAUCGCGGCUGUGCUUUGCUAAUGCAUUCCAAAGACAGCUAUUUAACAGUUAUAUACGUUAGGUUAAGAUUUUAUACAAACAUUGGCUUUUGAUAGAUUAAUUUAAUUUUAAUUUUUGUAUAUUUUAAAUGAAAAAUCAUACUUGGACAUUCCAAAAAUAUAUCUUAAAAUUUAAUGUAUUUAAAGGAGUAGAUUUAUAUUUAGAUUUAUUAUUAUUCAAGCAUGUAAUUUUUCAACAUUUAGGUAACUAUUUCGUGAUUGUAUUCAAAGUGGUGCGAUUUUUAGACACAUUUACGUACACGGCGACUCAAAUAUUGUGUCACCAUAACUUUAUCAAUAUCAUAAAAUUCAGAAGUUAUUUUGUUUUAUGCUCAUCUCUUAGUACAACUUGGUUGGUAUCAUAAUAUUUCGUGUAUAUCUUUAGAAUAGGAUAAUAAAAUAAAGUUUUAUUGUGGCGUAUAACAAUUUUAUGGUGUCGAUGUUUCCGUUAUAUGCUGUUGUCUUUUGGACACAAUAUGACAAUAAUAAAUUAUUAAAAGAUA
Messenger RNA from Plodia interpunctella (Indianmeal moth), 3975 nucleotides. RefSeq lists its product as uncharacterized. Gene Ontology annotation, cellular component: membrane. NCBI's taxonomy places the organism in Eukaryota, Metazoa, Arthropoda, Insecta, Lepidoptera, Pyralidae. The coding region runs from base 146 to 1603 and encodes 485 amino acids. The record is from RefSeq and is a predicted model, not a curated record. Gene Ontology annotation, biological process: amino acid transmembrane transport. The transcript has 13 exons. Gene Ontology annotation, molecular function: L-amino acid transmembrane transporter activity.